UAUAGCAAAUGGCGGACAACGCCGGUGAAAACAGGGGAGGCUUCCGUGGAGGCUUUGGCAGUGGUGGCCGAGGCCGUGGUCGCGGAAGAGGCAGGGGCCGUGGUAGAGGCCGCGGAGCUCGGGGUAAAGCUGAUGACAAGGAAUGGGUUCCAGUCACCAAGCUCGGUCGUCUGGUAAAGGACAUGAAAAUCAAGUCCCUUGAAGAAAUCUACCUAUUCUCCCUUCCCAUCAAGGAGUCUGAAAUCAUCGACUUCUUCCUGGCCUCCUCUCUCAAGGAUGAGGUUCUUAAAAUUAUGCCUGUGCAGAAGCAGACACGUGCCGGUCAGCGAACCAGGUUCAAGGCUUUCGUUGCCAUUGGAGACUACAAUGGACACGUCGGUCUUGGUGUGAAAUGCUCCAAAGAAGUUGCCACCGCUAUCCGUGGAGCCAUCAUCCUGGCCAAACUUUCCAUCGUACCAGUCCGUCGAGGCUAUUGGGGUAACAAGAUCGGCAAACCUCACACCGUACCCUGCAAGGUGACUGGUCGCUGUGGCUCUGUGUUGGUGCGUCUGAUCCCAGCCCCCAGAGGUACUGGCAUCGUGUCUGCCCCCGUUCCCAAGAAACUGCUGAUGAUGGCUGGUAUUGAUGACUGUUAUACAUCAGCAAGGGGCUGCACUGCCACCCUUGGCAACUUUGCUAAAGCCACUUUUGAUGCCAUCUCAAAGACUUACAGCUACCUGACUCCUGACCUCUGGAAGGAAACUGUGUUCACAAAGUCCCCAUACCAGGAGUAUACUGACCAUCUUGCAAAGACUCACAGCAGAGUGUCUGUGCAGAGGACCCAGGCUGCCGCUGUACCUGCCACCUCCUAAGGAAAACUUCUCAAUCUGAAAAUAAAACAAACCUUGUUUUGACAAU
Messenger RNA from Pelobates fuscus (common spadefoot toad), 897 nucleotides. It is a transcript of the gene RPS2, whose product is annotated as ribosomal protein S2. The coding region runs from base 9 to 851 and encodes 280 amino acids. The record is from RefSeq and is a predicted model, not a curated record. The transcript has 7 exons. Gene Ontology annotation, biological process: translation. Gene Ontology annotation, cellular component: cytosolic small ribosomal subunit; ribosome. Gene Ontology annotation, molecular function: RNA binding; structural constituent of ribosome. NCBI's taxonomy places the organism in Eukaryota, Metazoa, Chordata, Amphibia, Anura, Pelobatidae.